AUGGCCGCCACUUCUGUAGCCAAGGUUGCGUCGUCUAUAAAGCAUGUCGCUGUUACCUACCAAGUUCUCCUCGUCUUGGUUCUGUUGGCGCUCUCUGUGGUCUUCAACCGAUUCAAAGAAAGCCUUAGAAACAUCCCGGGACCCCCUUUGGCUGCAUGCACCGGGCUCUGGCGCUUGUAUGAUGUCGCCAAAGGUCAAUCCCAUGCCACAGCCCGCCAGAUCCACGAAAAGUACGGUCCCGUGGUUCGAAUCGGUCCCAACCAUGUCUCCAUCAGCAACCCUGCAAUGAUACCGAUCAUUUAUGGUAUCAAGGAGAGCUUCACAAAAACGGGCUUCUAUCCAAUUCAGUCCAUGUCAUGGAAGAAGAGGCCAGUGCUGAACCUUUUCUCCACCCGCGAUCCGGAGUAUAACCGCGUUGAGAAGCGUAAGGUUGGUGCUGCCUAUAGCUUCCCCAGCCUGCUGCACUCUGAGGCAGCCAUCGACUCCUGUGUCGACUUUCUCAUGGGCCGUCUCGGUGACUUUGCUUCGAGAGGCGAGUCGUUAGAUCUUGGUGAUUAG
Messenger RNA from Cladophialophora immunda, 558 nucleotides. RefSeq lists its product as uncharacterized. The transcript has a single exon. NCBI's taxonomy places the organism in Eukaryota, Fungi, Ascomycota, Eurotiomycetes, Chaetothyriales, Herpotrichiellaceae. The coding region runs from base 1 to 558 and encodes 185 amino acids. Gene Ontology annotation, molecular function: heme binding; iron ion binding; oxidoreductase activity, acting on paired donors, with incorporation or reduction of molecular oxygen. The record is from RefSeq and is a predicted model, not a curated record.